This is a messenger RNA of Fraxinus pennsylvanica, 537 nucleotides long. The record is from the annotation of a GenBank genome assembly. NCBI's taxonomy places the organism in Eukaryota, Viridiplantae, Streptophyta, Magnoliopsida, Lamiales, Oleaceae.
AUGGCAAUUUCUCCAUCUCGACUCAGCUCCCAAAUGGUACCGAAGACUCUUCCUGGUUCACCAGAGGCUGUUACAUUGGCACGGUGGAUUUGCAGGAGCUAUAGCCAUUCAGAUGCACCAGUGAACGAGCUACUUCUCUUGGAAGAAGAUGUGAAGGCAUUGGAAGAGAUGUACCCUCAAGGUGAAAAGGCUGAGGCGUCAUGGGCUAUGUCUGUGCUUGGCUACCUAGCCAAACUUGUACUGGGUGUUCUAGGGGACGUUCUUGUUACUUUUGUAUGCUUAAUGGUUUUGCUGCUGCUGAUUGUUUCAGUGGCUUGGAUUGCACAUAUUGUCAUAUAUUUGCUGAUUGACCCUCCUAUUUCUGCAUUCCUUAAUGAGAUCUUCAUCAAAUUGGAUGAUGUUUGGGGUCUGCUGGGGACUGCAGCAUUUGCAUUCUUCUGCUUCUAUCUACUGCUUGCAGUCAUCGCUGGGGCAAUGAUGCUUGGAUUGAAAUUAGUUUUUAUAACUAUCCAUCCUAUGAAGUAUGUAUACUUGUAG